Molecule: messenger RNA, 450 nt
Organism: Salvia miltiorrhiza (redroot sage)
Lineage: Eukaryota; Viridiplantae; Streptophyta; Magnoliopsida; Lamiales; Lamiaceae
Exons: 2
Coding region: 1-450 (149 amino acids)
Source: RefSeq, a predicted model, not a curated record
AUGAAAACUCUGGAAGAUGAAACUUUGAGAAUCAAGAUACUAGAUGAUGAUGAUUUAAAAUUAGUAAUUGAUUCUUUUCAAGUGCCGAAGAUCUUUGUAUCAGUUCUUCAAAAGAUAAAUGUUCCUUUUUCUAGUUUUGUGAAUAUGUUGAACUCUCAAGUCACAAAUGUGAAUAUGAAACAACCACUGUUUGAAACGCUACAAAAUUCUCAAAGAAACAUGGAUCAACUUAUAGUGCCUAGACAUGACGUUCAAACUGAAAAUGUUGCUGCCAAUCAUUUUGAGCGCAUUGCCAAUAAUGUUGUUGAUGGUGAACAUGGUGUUGAUUGGGGUUAUAGUGAGAAUGUUGACAGUUUGGAUAGUUUAGGUGAUGCUUUUGAUGAUGGUUGUGAUGAUGAUGACGAUGAUGAUGAUGAUGACGAUGAUGAUGAUGAUAGUGAUGGUUCAUAG